This is a messenger RNA of Acanthopagrus latus (yellowfin seabream), 936 nucleotides long. Its product is annotated as odorant receptor 131-2-like. Gene Ontology annotation, cellular component: membrane. Gene Ontology annotation, molecular function: G protein-coupled receptor activity. The transcript has a single exon. Gene Ontology annotation, biological process: G protein-coupled receptor signaling pathway. The record is from RefSeq and is a predicted model, not a curated record. The coding region runs from base 1 to 936 and encodes 311 amino acids. Lineage: Eukaryota; Metazoa; Chordata; Actinopteri; Spariformes; Sparidae.
AUGUCCUAUGCAACUCCAUCUCAGAACAAUAUCACUGUUGGCCUGGGACUUCUGGAGAGGGUGAUGCUUUCUACCCUGACAACAGUGCCCUGCUGUAUAUUUCUCUUCAUUAAUGGCACCAUGUUGUUCACCUUGAGGAGUAAAUCUGUGUUUUGUGAGACCUCCCGUUACGUUCUUCUGUAUAACCUCCUUUUUGCAGACACUGUCCAGAUGGCACUGAGUCAGUUACUGUACAUACUGUCUUCUGGUAGAAUAAGACUGACAUAUCCUGUGUGUGGACUUCUAGUCAUGCUCGCCAAUCUCACAAAUGAAGUCUCUCCUCUCACGCUGGUGGUGAUGUCUCUGGAGAGAUAUGUAGCUGUGUGUUACCCACUGAGACAUGCGACCAUCGUGACCAUCAGAAACACAGGAGUGGCUAUUAUUGUGGUUUGGACCUUUUGUUCACUAAAUGUCCUCACUCGGGUUCUCUUACUGUUGAAUUUUCCAUUUGAAAACUUGGAGAGCCUGCAGAUGGAACAAUUGUGUGGUACACUUAUCAUGUUUCUUGAAACAACGUCUGAUCUUUAUGAUAAAGCCUACACCUGUUUUCUGUUUGUAUCAGCUGGUAUGGCAGUCAUUUCCUCCUAUGCUGGUGUGAUGGUAGCAGCCAGGUCAGCUUCCACAGACAAAGCUUCAGCACAAAAGGCUCGUAAGACACUGCUGCUGCAUCUGGUGCAGCUGGGCCUCAGUCUGUCCUCAACCAUACACAACCCAAUGCUCAUAGCUAUCUCAAAAGUUGUAAAGAGGAUAGAUCUUGUGCGCAUACAGAACAUUUUGUAUGUGUGUAUCAUCCUUUUACCCAGAUGUCUGAGUGCUCUCAUCUAUGGACUCAGAGACCAGACUAUCAGACCCGUCCUUGUCCACUAUUUAUGCUGUCGACUGACACGUCCCAGUUAA